GGAUGAGGUGCUCUAAUCUUCACAAAAUAACCUGACACUCGACUGGCUCUUACUGCGCCAAUUGAGAAUACACAGUGGCUUUUCAAUGGGGUUAAGUUGUCGAGAUUUGGGGGUAGAGGGUGGAAAACGGAGGCUGGGCUUCUAGAUUGUAGCCCUGUGUUGGGAAUUAGGGUAUCACGUAUAGGAGCUGAGGUGUCUCUAUUUGGGGUGCCAAGUGGACCCCAGAGGGCGUUCUUGCGAGAAGCACUGAGUUCUAGCUGGUGUCUGGGCUAGUGAGCUCAUCAGAGUUUAGGGUCCGAGAAGUUGUACAGCCUAAGCCUCAGAGAGAAAAUUAGCAUUGUAGACAUGUGAUCGUCCGCGGCUGCUGCUGUGGUAGCCGUGGUAGUGGUGGUGGCGGCGCUGGGGCUGGGGCUGGAGCUGCCCAGAAAUAGCAGCAGCUGGUUUCCGCUCCCUGGUUGGCUAAGAGAGAAAGACAGAGACAGAGAGAGAGAGAAAGAGAGAAAGCCCAACCAGUAGAGAGGAGCCGGCGGCGGCGGCGUUGGCUGCGCGGGACACCCGGGGAUUCCUCCCGGAGAAUGCAAGCCCCCUGCCCUGUCCCAGCCCCAAGCAGAUGAUGGCGAUACGGGAGCUGAAAGUGUGUCUUCUCGGGGAUACUGGGGUUGGAAAGUCAAGCAUCGUUUGCCGAUUUGUGCAGGAUCACUUUGACCAUAACAUCAGUCCUACAAUUGGUGCUUCUUUCAUGACUAAAACUGUGCCUUGUGGAAAUGAACUUCAUAAGUUUCUCAUCUGGGAUACAGCUGGUCAGGAACGUUUCCAUUCAUUGGCACCUAUGUACUAUCGGGGAUCUGCAGCAGCUGUUAUAGUGUAUGAUAUCACUAAACAGGAUUCUUUUAAUACCUUGAAGAAAUGGGUGAAAGAAUUAAAAGAACAUGGUCCAGAAAACAUUGUAAUGGCCAUCGCUGGAAACAAAUGUGAUCUCUCAGAUAUUAGGGAGGUUCCUAUGAAGGAUGCUAAAGAAUAUGCUGAAUCCAUAGGUGCAGUUGUAGUCGAAACCAGUGCAAAAUGUGCUAUUAAUAUUGAGGAACUCUUUCAAGGAAUCAGUCGUCAGAUCCCACCCUUGGAUCCUCAUGAAAAUGGGAAUAACGGAGCAAUCAAGCUUGGCAAGCAAACACCACAAGCAAGCAGGCGAUGUUGCUGACCCCAUGGGAUAUCAUCUGAUGUACUUGAAGAACUCAAAUCCCAUUUUCUUGUGCACUGACUGAAGGACUUCCCACUCUUGAUGACUUGGUGCCUUGCUUAAAAAAAAAUCCUAGUUCUGCAUUAUGAGAAAUAUGCAGGCAUCACAGCCAGAAAGGAUUUAGCAGAAAUUUAUAUUGAUGGAUUGGAUUAUACCAAAUUCAUCUUGUCCCCCUCUCCUCCCUUUCUCUCUCAUUCUUCUUAAAACAGUGGUUUUCACUGAGUGGGUGAAGGAAGGGAGUGGGUGGAUGACAAGUACAUAAUGAGUUCUCUGUUAAACCCUCCCAAUACUCAAGUUUUAUAAGAAAGAGGAUGUAUUUUUGUUGGCUCAGUUUGUGUGGGGGAUUCUGGGGUAGAUCGUUCUUCUCUGACUUCCCAGUUGGCCUGGUCUCACUGCUAGCGUUUUUUCAGUAUCACUGCCUUUGUGGAUGACCUAAUCAGACACUUGUAAAAGUUAGCUAGUGAGGAGAUAACUUUUUAAAAUGGUUUUAGAACUGAACCUGGUUUUUUUUAUUUUAUUUUAAAUUUUAGAUUUGUACUAAAAAAAUUCUUUUAAAGAAAAAAAUAGAAUUUAGUCCAUACUUCCCAGAUUUUCUAUAGAGAACAAGAGGAGUAUUGUCCAACUAGCCUUCAAACUACAGAUUUGCACAAUUCACUGAAAAAGAGAAAGAGGAAAGAUUUUUUUUGAAAGAAAGAGAAGCAAAGGAGAUGGAAGAAAUGAAAGAAAGAAGAGAAAUUAUUUUUUAGAUCCCUGCUUUUUUUCCCCUCAGUGUUUAGCAUUGUACACAUUUUGAGUUUCAGGUACAUAUAGUGUGACAAAACUGAGAAAAUUGCUACAAAUGACUUGGAGGUUCAGCAGGCCUAGUUUCUGAAAACAACAACAACAAAAUAAACAACGUAUUUCUAUGUAAGAAUACAUAUGAGCACAGAGUAAAAAAAGAACAGAGACAUUUUUAAAAGAGGUACUACCUACUGCAUGUUGUUUUGAUGGACAGGGAGCUCAAAGCACAGAGUAUUUCCUUGCUAAUAGAAUCUGUCAUAGUUUCUUAAUCAAGUUGAGAAUUAAAGUUAAAAAACAAAAACAACUGCAGACCAAACCAUUGGGUAAAUUUCUGAUGAGGGAAGAGUAGUUAGAUUGUUGAGCAAUUAGCCAGAGUGAGUGGCAGAUGCUUUAGGCUUUUAGACACUUUAAAACUAUUAGACCAAAAAAAGCAUUAAAAAAAAUAAAAAAUAUUCUGCAGACUCUUCCAUAUUCUGUCAAUGCAACACUUCAUCAUGUCUGCACAAAGAAUGGGCCUUGCUAUGGCCUUCCUGACCCUGAUUCUUUUCCUUCUUCUAUGACAUAGAAGGAUUUGAAUAUCCUUUUUGUCUGUUCAGUUUUGAAAAGAGUACUUGGAUGUAGUGAAGAGGAAAAUUGAAGGCUAAGAUGAAUAAGGAAAAAAGCAAGUUUUUCCCUAAGUCCAAAUACUUUUUACAUUCCAACUUUUUAGCAAUCUAGGAUUGAACACUUCUUACCAAGCUUCAAAUUGGGACAGAAAUUUUAGUAUCUCUCAGAUGUAGGUAGGGAAUAAGAGAUUAAGAUGGAUGGGAUCUUAGAGAUCAAUGAGAUCUUUUUUUUUGGAUGACGAAAAUGAGAUCAAAUUAAGUAAGUCACAUAUGUAGUAAGUAGGAGAGAUGGGCUUUGAACGUAAGCUUUUUAUACUAAAUCUAGCUAUCUUUUUACCAUCCUGUGAGAAGAAAUUCCACUCUCUCUAAAAUAUUUAGUCCGGCACCAUGAAUCAAGGGAAAUUUGGCCCAAUUUUUUAUCUUUUCAUGUGCCCCUUAAUUGUGGUCUAAGAAACAUCACUCAUAGAACUAGAGAAUGGAAGGAACCAGUUCAAAGGAGGAAGAAAAGGCUCAGAAAGGGUAAGCAGUUUGUCCUAGGUUAUACAAUUAGUUCAUAUCAGAGCUAGGAGAGAAAUUAAAUCUUGGCUAAACAUCUGGAGUUUUCAAGUCUUAGGGAAAAAACCAUAUGAUUGUUUAGUUUCUGUUGCUCUCUGAUCCUUUUUUUCUUGGACUGAAGAAAUGAGUUGUGUCAGUGGCCCAAAGAAGCAUUUAUUGAAGGACCAUUAUAGAUGUCACAGCCCUCCUUAUUUUGUGCUAAAAAAGAUUGUAUAUGGAAUAACAAUCAAGGGAUUUAUAAAGCCAGGCUCACAAUAAAGAUCUUUUGAAAUUAAAAAAAAAAUUACAUCUAAAAGUAAUAAAAUACAAAGAUUUAUAAAUAACCAAAAGAUUACAAAAGAUUACAAAUAAAGUUUUUUUGCUUUUGUUUUUCUUUACCAUGAACAUAAACAGUUUGAUUCUCCAAUUGCAUUUCUGGAAUUGGUAGAAUUGGUGUGUUAGUUCUUGAAUUUUAGUGGCCAAAAGGACCUUCAUCCAUUCUACGUGUCUUGGUACAGUAUUAAGUCUCAGUUAUUUCAAACAAAAGCAGAUCCAUCACAAGUAGUUAAAAAAGAGGGAUUCUGGCUAUCUGGGAAAAGAUUUUAUGGAAUUUCCUCCAUUGUCCAUAGGCUACAAUUUGCAUUGAAUUUGCUUAUAGGCAUGAUACAAAUCUGCUUGUCUUUCUGGAAAUAAAUAGUUUGAUAUUAGAAACUAAAGUCAAUUCUUUCUGGGUAACAUGCAGAUUUAUGUUGUGCCUUUCCCCUUUAUACACAGAAAUUGAGUUAGUGAACAGGAAAUAGAGUAGAGAAAGUAAGGAACCAUAUUCAUGUGAUAUAUAGCUAGAAAAUUACACUGGACAAAUUCUAACAUAAAGGAGGCUAAUUUUGAUGACAGAACAUGAAUAUUCUCCCCUUCCCCCCCAUCAUCACCACCAAAUUAAUGGACCCAAAGCUCUUUUCAGAAGGGAAUAGGUUUCAAGGUAAUUAUCUUUACCUCUUUAAUCCUGUUUCUUUCUAUGAAAAGCAGGUUGUUGUUUUUUUUUUUUGGGGGGGGGAGGGGGACUUUCAUCAUCACUUAAAAAGUCAGAAUAGGGCUGAUAGAGCAUUGGUUGAGUAAAUAAAUUUACAUGUCUACUGAGCUUCUCAGGAAAGUACUUAGACCCUUCUGAAGAGUCAGGAUUUUUCAUGAGAGCCAUUUAAAAAAAAUCUGCGUAACCUGAGUUAACAUAUGAAUUGUAACCAGAGUAUAUUACAAGGUGACAUUAUAAAACAAUGUGCCUCCAAACUCUGGACAGAGCAUUAGAGGUGACAUAAUACCAUUUUAAUCAUUCCCACACUUUUUUUCCCCUCCCUUCCUUACUUCAUCUUUCCUUCCUCUUUUCCUCCCUUCCUUCUUUUUCCCUUCCUCCCUGUCACUUUCCCAGCUUCCUUCCUUCUUUUUUUCCUUCCUUUUUUGUUUCCUUCCUUCCCUCCUAUCUUCCUUCCAUCCUUCCUUCUUUCCUUUUUCCAUUUUUCUCUUCUUGCUCCAUUCCUUAUCUUUUUUAUGUACAUAUAUACAUAUAUAAAUACAAUUUUACAUUUCUUACGCUAACAUAUGCCUUUCAUUGCCUGAGUCUGAUUUACAGAUAUCUAUUGUAUAUUGUAAAUAUGAAUUUUUAUAGUGCCCAUUUCACAUUUAAGAACAGAAAGGCCAAAGAUAGAAAACAGUAACAUGCAAAAGGUUGAUAUAUCGAUGCCUUGUUGACUUGCCAUUUUUUUUUUUAUACUUUAAAAUAGUACAUUAAUGAUACUAAGCAUGUAUUUUUCCAUUCAGGCUGCAAGAUUUUGAGGGCCCCAAAUUAACCAUUCUUCCACAGUUAAAAGUAAUGAAAGAAGAUUAAUUUCAUUUCUUUCAGGGGAUAUGCUCAAGUGUUAGUCAGCUAACAUUUAUUAGGUGCCUAUUAUGUGCCUGGACUGUGCUAAGUGCUGGGGAUAUGAGUAUGAAAUGUUUUCUCCAGACUUAGCACUAUAACAUGUGAUACCUAAAAACAAGCACUUAUUGGUACAUUUCUCACUUUAUAUUGCUCCCCUAGGAGUAGAGCAAGUUGAGAAAUAGACUGGAAAAUGUUGACAUGUAUGCAGACAUAUGAAGUAUAUCAGCGAUAUAUGUUUACUAUUUUAACCAUUUUUUAAACCAAACUCAGUGUUCUAACAUUAGCAUUAUGUUUUGCAGUGUGUGCUGCUUUCUCUCUUGUGUUUUUGCAAAGGGCUUUGACUGGGCUGGACCCAGUUCCUGCAUAGGGGGUAUGCUUUUACAAUAUCAACUUUUCUUCCUUUCGUUAAAUAGUAGAGCAUUCCCAGCCUCUCCUCACAAAAUCCCCAAAUCUUAACAACAACAACAACAACAAAACUGUACCUGGUAUUUUGUUUUAACAUACACUGAUUCAUGCUAAUAAAUAUUUUAAAUAUUACCAAA
This is a messenger RNA of Antechinus flavipes (yellow-footed antechinus), 5610 nucleotides long. It is a transcript of the gene RAB31, whose product is annotated as RAB31, member RAS oncogene family. Gene Ontology annotation, molecular function: GTPase activity; GTP binding. NCBI's taxonomy places the organism in Eukaryota, Metazoa, Chordata, Mammalia, Dasyuromorphia, Dasyuridae. The record is from RefSeq and is a predicted model, not a curated record. The transcript is spliced from 7 exons. The coding region runs from base 611 to 1198 and encodes 195 amino acids.